AUGUCGACCCAAAUACCACUUCGCAGCGUCCGGAUACCUGCGCUGCAGCGACAGUGCCUUUUUCUGCGCCAUCAACGCCUCAAUCGACCUUUUGCGGCCGCUGCCUCUCGCGCAUUUUCCUCGACACCCUCUCAGGCGGCCAAAAAAUCUUUUCAGAUCGGGAACCCAAAUGAGUUUCGGGCAGCUGCAAGAAGCCAAGUAGGGCGGACGCCUGGAGCCGAUUUGCAGAGAAUGCAACAAAUUGAGGAGGCUUUGGUUGAGGACAUUGGAAUCUUGCAGGGAACAAUUGUGAGGGCGCCAGUGAGCAAGCUCCCGAAAAUCACAACGAAGGCAUUUUGGGAAUAUUACUGGGCAUUGCUUAAGUCGAAGGGCACGUCCCUCUGGUCGAGAUCGGUCCAUCGGAGAAUGAUACAGAAAGUGCACCUGUCGAGAUUUCUGCCCGUAGAUUUCUUCAAGAACGAGGAACUGAAAGGACGCGCAAAGAACAUGUACACGCACAUGUACACGAAAUUUGCCGAAGGCGACCACGAAGCGCUACAGAAGAUCUGUCUCCCGCCCCUCGCCCGGCAGUUUCAAGACCGCAUUACGGCACGAGGCAAUUUGAAAGUCACAUGGAAACUUCACGAGUGGAAGUCAGUCAAGAUAGUCUCCCAUCGCUCCGCCGCGCUUGGAGGAGACCAGGUCGACACCGCAUACCGACAAGCUAUCAUCCGCCUCGAUUCUCUCCAAAGCGUCACCCGGAAACAAAUCGACGAUGCCAUCAGCGCAGCCGUGAAAGCACGGGGCGUGAGAACAUUGCAAAAGCAGCCAGCCUGGAUACCAGAAGAGGCACGGCAGAAGCUGAAGCAGAACUCGAAGGAAGAGGAGGAGGAGGAGGAGGGGGUGGAGGGGGCGGAGGGGGCGGAGAAGAACAAGAACAAGAACAAGAAGAAGUCAGAAACUUCAAGUCACGAGGAGUUUGCGGGCAAUGGCGAGAUCAAGAGGGUUGUCGAGUACUUGGUUCUGCAGAAACGGGCGAUUCGCGGAACCGAGGAGGGGUGGAAGAUUCUGGGUUUCACCGAAGAGUCUACGCCUGAGACAUUGAAGAGCGAUGAAGAGUACUGGGGCUCGCAGUUGACUGCCCAGGCUGCUAAGCAUAGUCGAGCAUGA
Messenger RNA from Plenodomus lingam JN3, 1149 nucleotides. RefSeq lists its product as uncharacterized. Lineage: Eukaryota; Fungi; Ascomycota; Dothideomycetes; Pleosporales; Leptosphaeriaceae. The record is from RefSeq and is a predicted model, not a curated record. Gene Ontology annotation, cellular component: mitochondrion.